This is a messenger RNA of Vanderwaltozyma polyspora DSM 70294, 1107 nucleotides long. RefSeq names its product ubiquinol--cytochrome-c reductase subunit 2 (gene QCR2). The coding region runs from base 1 to 1107 and encodes 368 amino acids. Gene Ontology annotation, cellular component: mitochondrion. Lineage: Eukaryota; Fungi; Ascomycota; Saccharomycetes; Saccharomycetales; Saccharomycetaceae. The record is from RefSeq and is a predicted model, not a curated record. Gene Ontology annotation, molecular function: metal ion binding. The transcript has a single exon.
AUGUUGGGACGUUCAACUAGAUUAAACGCUGUUCAACAAUCAGUUAGACGUUAUACCAUCAAUUCCACAAACAACUCUGAUAACGUUUCUAAAUUGUUUAUUAAAGUUUAUGCUGGUUCUCGUUAUGCUACAAAAGAUGGUGUCUCCCAUUUGUUAUCAAGAUUUAACUUCCACAACACUAACGAUAAGUCUGCUUUGAGAUUCGUAAGAGAAUCUGAAUUAUUAGGUGGUAAAUUCAAGUCUACUGUUGAUAGAGAAUAUAUCACUUUAUCUGCUACUUUCUUGAAAGAAGAUCUACCAUACUACGUCAACGCUUUAGGUAGUGUUUUAUAUAAGACUUCUUUCAGACCUCACGAAUUACCAGAAUCUGUUAUUCCUGUUGCUAAACAUGACCUAGCCGUAGCUGAAACAUCACCUAUCAAAAAGGCUGAAGAUUUGCUAUACAACAUCACUUUCAGAUCUGGCUUAGGUAACCCUGUUUUAUAUGAUAAUGUUGAAAACGUUUCUUUGGAAGAUAUUAAGUCCUUUGCUGACAAAGUCUACACCAAAGAAAAUAUUAAGAUUGUUGGUAAAGGUAUCAAUGAAGCUGACUUGAAGAAAUUCGUCAAUGACUCAUUGUUAAACUCCUUGCCAACUGGUUCCUCUUUAGUUUCUAAGGCUGAACCAAAGACUUUUGUUGAACAAGCUAGAUUCAGAAAAGAAGGUGAAUCAGUUGCAGCUAUUGCCAUUCCAGUAAAGAAGGAAAGCUUUGCCGAAUACGAAGUUUUAUCUCGUUACUUAACUUCUGAUCUAUCUAACUUAUCCACCUUUAUCGAUUCCGCUAAAUUAGAUAAAUACUCUGAUAUUGGUUUGUUCUCUUUGUACGUAAAGGGUUCUGAUGCUGAGUUAGUUUCUCAAAAUAUUAAAAAAGUUGUAUCUGAAUUAAAGAAGGACACUGAUAUUUCUGUUGCUAAAGAAUUGACUUCUCUGCAGCUAACUUUAGAAAAUGAACAAAAUGCCGAACCAGUCGAAUUGAAAUUGGAUUCUGUAAAAUCCUUUAAAUUACCAAAAUUCAGUUACGUCGCUGUCGGUGAUGUCUCCAAAUUGCCAUAUUUAGACCAAUUGUAA